This is a messenger RNA of Lachancea meyersii CBS 8951, 1947 nucleotides long. NCBI's taxonomy places the organism in Eukaryota, Fungi, Ascomycota, Saccharomycetes, Saccharomycetales, Saccharomycetaceae. The record is from the annotation of a GenBank genome assembly.
AUGAACAGUCCAACAGAUCAAUCACCACCACCGGCAUCAAGAGCUAGCAAAUCUUCAUCUCCAAAUGUGGGCUCUUCUGGUGAUGGCAGCUUUAAAAGAGCAAGACGAACUAUGACUUCGAACGUUGACUAUAACUUGAAAAAAAGGCGCAUAAUUCCUGCAGAUGACUCUACCUCCAGACGUUACCAGAAGAACAAUGCCGAAAAGGCGAAAUGCAACCUUUCAUUAAGCCCGUCUCAAGAGCCAGACGAACCAAAAAGCGUUAUAGUACACGAACCUGAUGGGAAAAUAAGUUUCAAUGAGCCAAAAUCUUUCGAUCCCAUAAAUGGGAUGACCGGUUUACCACUGGGAAUGGGUCCUCCUGAAAAAGUGAAAAAAGAGUGCUACUGGGUCUAUAAAAAAAAUGGUGGGGUUGGGACUAAUGGGACGGCAAGCUCCGCUAGUAGUGCAGGAAGUAGCCAAACGACACUGUCCCAGGAAAUCAGCGCGUACGAGAAUCGACUGGAAACUCGCAAAUCUGAAGAGAUAACGCAACCUAGCUUCUUGCGUACUAGCACCAAACCAAAAGACAUUUAUCGAACAAAGAGACAAUACCGCAAAAGAAGCGAUAACACGCAGCAUAGAAGUAAACACCUUCCGAUACACACCAAAAUAAAAGCUUCGACCAACAAGGAAGGCAAGCUAUUCGGUCAAAAUUCAAUCACGAAUCAAAAAGCUAUUGCGCCCUCAGUGUUUUCAUCUACUAGUGCCGCGGUGGAAAAUGACGAUUUAUGCUCUAGUUGUCACCAACCAGGUGUUUUUCUCUGUUGCGACACUUGUCCGAAGUCUUUUCAUUUCGCCUGCUGCAAUCCUCCGUUAGACCCCGAUAACUUGCCCGAGGGAGAUUGGUCUUGUCCCGAAUGCCAGUUCAAAAUGAGGUGUCCUAAUAAGUCUGCUGCCCAUAAACUGGAGAAAGAAUAUUUAGAUGCUUCAGGAGCAACACUGGGACUGUCACUUUUCGGAAAAUUGCUCUUCAAGCUGGAGUUUACCAAUCCCAGACAGUUUCUACCUGCAGCAUCCAUCAGAGACGCUUUUGCUGAGGUGAAAACAGGCACUCAUGGUGAGUACUCAGAUGGCUCAAUGCGAGAACCGCUCAACGAGAAGCAGGCAAUGAACUCUGGCUACGGACAAAGUUUAACAAAAAUGGAUCAGUAUAAUCCCGAGCAGCAUGUCGAUCCUGACUCAGGCGAACUACUGAUAUGCUACAAGUGCCGUAAGACCAAGAUGGGAACAAUUGACCAUCCGGAAGAAGAACGACUGAUUACCAAAUGCGACGUUUGUGGUACUCCUUGGCAUUUAGACUGCAUACCUGACAUACCUCGGGCAUCAUUCAAAACCUUGGGUAGCAAAUGGAUAUGUCCUUUGCACGCAGACAGCCUAAUUCCUAAAAAAAGAAGACGACUCGCACGCCACCAAAAAUUCUACACUCCCGCGUCGACCUUCAACGUGCCUAACAAUGGCGACAUUGAAAUUUUACUAGAUGAAAUUUCUUCUCCGCUGUCCAAAGAAACCGUGAAUGAGACCAAAACCAACAAAGAUCUGGCAGUUUUGAGGGUUCCUGAGAACUCAAUCAAGCUCAACUUUAUUGACAAAGUAUACAAAGCCAAAGCAGCCAUGAUGGAUAAACAGUUCCAGGAACAAGAAAAGCUCAUCGACAAAGCUUUGGCCUCGAUGUCAAAGACAGGCCUUGCCAAGUCAAAGCUCGGUUCAUUUUUGUACUUCACCUUACAGAACAAUAGACCUUUACAAAAAAUGUGGGAUUUCAAGGAGCUUUGCGAUGUGGCUACUAAGAGGAAGCAGGUGUCAGAACUUCAAGACGCUGAAGUCAGUGAGCUACUGGCACUGCGAGGAAUCUUGGAAUCGAAAUCAAAGAAGGAAGUAAUGGCGUUUUUUGGUAUGAAAGAGUAG